AUGGCGCGCCAGAUGCUGCAGCUGUACCCCAACACGUACGCUCUCGUGGUGUCAACAGAGAACAUCACUCAGAACCGCUACUUUGGCAACAAGAAGUCGAUGCUGAUCCCCAACACCAUCUUCCGCGUCGGCGGCGCGGCCAUGCUGCUCACCAACAAGCGCAGCGAGAGCCGGUGA
Monoraphidium neglectum is the source of this 177-nucleotide messenger RNA. RefSeq names its product 3-ketoacyl-CoA synthase 9. Gene Ontology annotation, biological process: fatty acid biosynthetic process. The coding region runs from base 1 to 177 and encodes 58 amino acids. Lineage: Eukaryota; Viridiplantae; Chlorophyta; Chlorophyceae; Sphaeropleales; Selenastraceae. Gene Ontology annotation, molecular function: acyltransferase activity, transferring groups other than amino-acyl groups. The transcript has 2 exons. Gene Ontology annotation, cellular component: membrane. The record is from RefSeq and is a predicted model, not a curated record.